ACGCCUGUGUUCAAAUUAAUAAUCUUGUGUCAGGUGACGGUACAGCCGAAGGUCAGGGAAGGCUAUAAGGGACAUUAUGAGAUCAUAUUUUAUAUCUCUUAAUAAUUGUUGACUCAUUUGCACACUCGUGAAUUUAGCUAUAUGAGUAAUUUACAAUAAAGAAAAACUGUACCUACUCAAAUUGCUAUGAAAUCGAACUUUUUACAGAAUUUUUACUCUUCAAAAUUAAAAGUUACAGAUAAUAACACUUCCAGUAUGCAAGCGACGAAGGAAACAAACUCGACUCCAGAAAAUGAAACGAUGUGCCAAAUUGGAGACCGCCAGACAUCAAGUCAGGUCCCUCAUACUGAAGAGAACCAAGCAUCAAGUCAGGCCCCUCAUACUGAAGAGAACCAAGCAUCAAGUCAGGUCCCUCAUACUGAAGAGAACCAAGCAUCAAGUCAGGCCCCUCACACUGAAGAGAACCAAGCAUCAAGUCAGGCCCCCAACUUGGUUAGGUCAACGUGCGGCGUUUGUUUGGCUGCGCCCGCUCGGUACAGGUGCCCCGCAUGUGCUGCUGUGACCUGCAGUUGUGCGUGCGUUGCCGCACACAAACUCAGAACAAACUGCACAGGAGUUCGUGAACCAGUCCUUGCUGUGCAGAAAGAAGACAUGGAUGACGAUAUGCUGCAGCAGGAUUACAGGUUUCUGGAGAGUGUGAUGUCUAGAUUGGAGAGGAGUCUUAGAGACCCAAAAGUACAUCAUCUUGUGGAAGACAUUUACGUGACCAAGAAACGAGACAAGCAGUCAGGAAAAAGACAUAAUGAUGAAGAAAGCCUUGUUCACAAGCACAGGUUUUCUCUGCACAAUGUCGAUGAGAGGACCAAGAAAAGAUUCAAAGCAUUCAUUCCUAAUUAUGGCGGGCGAAAUAGGUUUCAUCAGAACGCUGGAGUAACGCUGCAUCGCGGCGAUCUUCCUUCAGGCUUGAAGAGGCUGCGCUACGAAGCUCGGUUGCGGGGUACCCAGCUCGCCUUCAUGCCCAGAGACAUGACCAGACAUGCGGUCAACACCACGCACUAUCUCUUCAGACAUCAGGUUAUCAGAUGGCGAGUGCGAGUUGAGUUCCUGCAAGCCAACGUUUACUCUGAAGACACGUGGGACGAGCGAAUCUCCAUCGGCAGAAUUAUCAGCAAGUUCUUGGACAUGGCUCCUGAGGAUAUGCGAGGCUGGCCUAUAGAUCACACGUCUGAGUCGUCAGCUGGUGUACAUUCAACUCAGGAUAAGGAGGAGCGAGCUAUGCCUUGCGUCUGUGGAACUGAUCCUUUGAACUCCCACUGGAGUGAAGAAGUUUCUAAUGACGAAAAUAGAGUUGGUCUUGAUAACAAUGACCAAUCUUCUUUAGGAGAACAUGGUGCUGAGGUUAAAAAUGUUACCCGGCAGUUCCGAAGAGCGUGUAAGUCAGGUAAGUUGAAUAGUUCGUGUCCAAAAUGUACAGUUUCAUCGCAAGAGUAUUUUUCGCCCUCAGCCAACCAUGACCAAAUAAGUUUGACUUUAAACACCGAGUGUAACACCGAAUCAUUAGAAGAUCAUUCAAGAGACUAUCCUCUCGCCAUAGACAUCACUCGAGUACGUAGAGAAAACAAAGCGAAGUCCCUGACAGUUGAGCAAAUGCAGCAAAUGUCAUACUUCCAGUCACAAGGCGCGUCACAGCUGGCCGUGCUCUUCAAAAAUGAGGACUUUUGCCAGGAUCAACGCCACUACGUCCAUGUCUGCCUCAGCGACUCUCUAAGAGAAAGUUUAUCGCAGCUCCGUGUUGUCGAGUACCCCAUAUUUGUCGUGACUACUAGAGCCCAAGCAUAUGAGAUGGCUUGUGAAGACAUCGAGAAAGGUGAUGACUAUGAAACUGCAGACAGGUGCAACAAAAUAAGUAAAUCGAAGCCUGAUGAUACAACAGCUAAAAAGACAUUCAGAUUUUUCGAUGCGGAAUGCUCCGAUGACUCGGUCGACGAGGGCUGAAGUUAUGGAUUUUUUUUUUCUCGACUUUGUAUCUGUCACCUGACGUGGAGUGACCUACCGUCAAAUGGGAAAAAUGUAAAACCAAUUUAAUAAACGUUUAAAACGUU
This is a messenger RNA of Hyalella azteca, 2102 nucleotides long. RefSeq lists its product as uncharacterized. The record is from RefSeq and is a predicted model, not a curated record. Gene Ontology annotation, cellular component: pre-snoRNP complex; nucleus. Lineage: Eukaryota; Metazoa; Arthropoda; Malacostraca; Amphipoda; Hyalellidae. The coding region runs from base 187 to 1995 and encodes 602 amino acids. The transcript is spliced from 4 exons. Gene Ontology annotation, biological process: box C/D snoRNP assembly; snoRNA localization; maturation of LSU-rRNA from tricistronic rRNA transcript (SSU-rRNA, 5.8S rRNA, LSU-rRNA).